AUGCAGCGCGCUCUCUCUUCCCGGACUUCUGUCCUCACGGCCGCCGCGAAGCGUGCCCCUUUCUCCCGCUCCAGCUUGAACCUCCAGCAGCAGCGUUUUGCUCACAAGGAGCUCAAGUUCGGUGUUGAGGCUCGUGCCAGCCUCCUCAAGGGUGUUGACACUCUCGCCAAGGCCGUUACCUCGACUCUUGGUCCCAAGGGUCGCAACGUCCUGAUCGACUCUCCCUACGGCUCCCCCAAGAUCACCAAGGACGGAGUUACUGUCGCCAAGGCUAUUCAGCUGCAGGACAAGUUCGAGAACCUCGGUGCCCGCCUUCUCCAGGAUGUCGCCUCCAAGACCAACGAGCUUGCCGGUGAUGGUACCACUACCGCUACCUGUCUUGCCCGUGCCAUCUUCUCUGAGACUGUGAAGAACGUUGCUGCCGGCUGCAACCCCAUGGAUCUGCGCCGUGGUAUUCAGGCUGCCGUUGAGUCCGUUGUUGAGUACCUCGAGAAGAACACCCAGCCUAUCACCACCGGUGAGGAGAUCGCCCAGGUCGCUACCAUCUCCGCCAACGGCGACACCCACGUCGGCAAACUCAUCUCAAACGCCAUGGAGCGUGUUGGCAAGGAGGGUGUCAUCACCGUUAAGGAGGGAAAGACCCUGGAGGACGAGCUCGAGAAGGUUGAGUUCGAGAAGCCUCUGAUCCUUCUGUCUGAGAAGAAGAUUUCCGCUGUCCAGGACAUCAUCCCUGCCCUGGAGGCCUCCACCACUCUCCGCCGUCCCCUGGUCAUCAUCGCUGAGGACAUUGAGGGUGAGGCUCUCGCCGUCUGCAUUCUGAACAAGCUCCGUGGUCAGCUCCAGGUCGCUGCCGUCAAGGCUCCCGGCUUCGGUGACAACCGCAAGAGCAUUCUCGGUGACCUGGCUGUUCUCACCAACGGUACCGUCUUCACCGACGAGCUCGAUAUCAAGCUCGAGAAGCUUACCCCCGAGAUGCUCGGCUCCACCGGCUCCAUCACCAUCACCAAGGAGGACACCAUUAUUCUCAACGGUGAGGGUACCAAGGACAUGAUCGCUCAGCGCUGUGAGCAGAUUCGCGGUGUCAUCGCCGACCCCGGUACCUCCGAGUACGAGAAGGAGAAGCUCCAGGAGCGUCUUGCCAAGCUCUCUGGUGGUGUCGCCGUCAUCAAGGUCGGUGGUGCCUCCGAGGUUGAGGUUGGUGAGAAGAAGGAUCGUGUUGUCGACGCCUUGAACGCCACCCGCGCCGCCGUUGAGCAGGGUAUCCUCCCUGGUGGUGGUACCGCUCUGCUGAAGGCUUCCGCCAACGGCCUUGACAAGGUCAAGCCCGCCAACUUCGACCAGCAGCUCGGUGUCAGCAUCAUCAAGAGCGCCAUCACCCGCCCCGCCCGCACUAUCGUUGAGAACGCCGGUCUCGAGGGUAGCGUCAUCGUCGGCAAGCUUACCGACGAGUACGCCAAGGACUUCAACCGUGGCUACGACAGCUCCAAGAGCGAGUACGUCGACAUGAUCGCCAGCGGUAUUGUCGACCCCCUCAAGGUUGUCCGCACUGCUUUGGUUGACGCCAGUGGUGUCGCCUCCCUGCUCGGCACCACUGAGGUCGCCAUCGUCGAGGCCCCCGAGGAGAAGGGCCCUGCUGGUCCCGCUGGCGGCAUGGGUGGUAUGGGUGGAAUGGGUGGCAUGGGUGGUGGUAUGUUCUAA
Messenger RNA from Penicillium maclennaniae, 1698 nucleotides. It is a transcript of the gene hsp60, whose product is annotated as chaperone ATPase HSP60. Bases 1 to 1698 code for a protein of 565 amino acids. Gene Ontology annotation, biological process: apoptotic mitochondrial changes; protein refolding; protein import into mitochondrial intermembrane space. The record is from RefSeq and is a predicted model, not a curated record. Lineage: Eukaryota; Fungi; Ascomycota; Eurotiomycetes; Eurotiales; Aspergillaceae. The transcript is spliced from 4 exons. Gene Ontology annotation, molecular function: protein-folding chaperone binding; ATP binding; ATP-dependent protein folding chaperone. Gene Ontology annotation, cellular component: mitochondrial inner membrane; mitochondrial matrix.